Messenger RNA from Hyaena hyaena (striped hyena), 9059 nucleotides. RefSeq names its product myomegalin-like. The record is from RefSeq and is a predicted model, not a curated record. Lineage: Eukaryota; Metazoa; Chordata; Mammalia; Carnivora; Hyaenidae. The transcript is spliced from 41 exons. Gene Ontology annotation, cellular component: microtubule organizing center; nucleus. Gene Ontology annotation, molecular function: zinc ion binding. The coding region runs from base 685 to 8145 and encodes 2486 amino acids.
GCAGGAGGGAGGAUCCGCGAGAGAACUGGUGCGCUCGUCGGGUGCAAUCUCAGCAGAUGAAAGCAGCCUGCCAGCGGCCAGCGACCGUCCUACUCUCCACGGGUACCCGCUACGAAUUCUGUCCGCGUUUCACCGCGAGGAGCUGCGACCCGACUCGGGGCGAGGGGGCACGCACUUGCCACCGCGCAUGCGCGGGGCAGGGAGCGGCCCGCCGGACUACAGCUCCCAGAGGAACCCGCCGCCGGCCGCGGGAGCCGAGCCGCUGGCGCCAUCUUGAAAUCUGAUCCCCGAUCUCCGGGUCUUUGCGUCAGCAGCAGGGUGCUUGCUCGCGUACUGCGAACCCAGCCUGCUAAAAGGGAGGACGUUGGGGACGCGGCGGCUGGCGGGAGGCACAGCCGGAGGAGAGAUGACUGGUGGCGAGCGUGGCCUGCGCUGCUGUCACGGAGCAUCCCCUUAAGGCGUUUUUACGCCCGCCCCCUUCCCGAGGGGCGGGGCUGCCCACCCUGGUACCCAGAGCCCGCGCCCGGGUGGGCGAGGUGCGCCCCUGCAGGGAGGGGACCCCACCGAACUGUGCCAUGCCCGCCGGAGGCCGCGGAGGAGGGAGACGCCGCGCAACCGAGCGCCAGUGAAUGAACACCAAGCAGCAGUCGCUUCAGGGAAGCUUGGCUACUGCUGGGAGAGAAGAUGAAGGAGAUUUGCAGGAUCUGUGCCCGGGAGCUGUGCGGAAACCAGCGGCGCUGGAUCUUCCACACGGCUUCUAAGCUCAACCUCCAGGUUCUGCUUUCGCAUGUCCUGGGCAAGGAUGUCUCCCGGGAUGGCAAAGCCGAGUUUGCUUGCAGCAAGUGUGCUUUCAUGCUUGAUCGGAUCUAUAGAUUCGACACCGUUAUUGCCCGGAUCGAAGCUCUUUCCAUUGAGCGCUUGCAAAAGCUGCUGCUGGAGAAGGACCGCCUCAAGUUCUGCAUUGCAAGCAUGUAUCGUAAGAACAACGAUGACUCUGGCACGGAAGCCAAGGCAGGGAAUGGGACGGUUGACAUUUCCGGCUUACCUGACGUGAGAUACUCUGCACUGCUCCAGGAGGACUUUGCCUAUUCAGGGUUUGAGUGUUGGGUGGAAAACGAGGAUCAGAUUCAGGAGCUCCACAGCUGCCAUGCUUCGGAAGGUCCUGGAAACCGACCCAGGAGAUGCCGUGGUUGUGCAGCUUUGCGGGUUGCUGAUUCUGACUACGAAGCCAUUUGUAAGGUGCCUCGAAAGGUGGCCAGAAGUAUCUCGUGUGGCCCUUCUACCAGGUGGUCCACCAGCAUUUGCACUGAAGAACCAGCGUUGUCUGAGGUCGGCCCACCGGAUUUACCAAGCACAAAGGUACCCCCAGAUGGAGAAAGCAUGGAAGAAGGGACACCAGGAUCCUCUGUGGAAUCUUUGGAUGCAAGUGUCCAGGCUAGUCCUCCGCAACAAAAGGAUGAGGAAACGGACAGAAGUGCAAAGGAACUUGCAAAGUGUGACUGUUGUUCAGAAGAACAGGCUCCACAGCAUAUGUGUAACCACAAGCUGGAGCUAGCUCUCAGCAUGAUUAAAGGUCUUGAUUAUAAACCCAUCCAGAGUCCCCGAGGGAGCAAGCUUCCCAUUCCGGUGAAAUCCAGCCCACCUGCAGCCCGGCCUGGCCCUAUCAUGACAGAUGGCGUUAGUUCCGGUUUCCUUAACAGGUCUUUGAAACCCUUAGACAAGACAUCUGUGAGUUACCCCUUGGAAAUUUCAGACUUGCAGGAGCUAUGGGAUGAUCUCUGUGAAGAUUAUUUACCACUUCGGGUCCAGCCCAUGUCUGAAGAGUUACUCAAACAACAGAAGCUGAAUGCGGACGAGACCAUUGUAACCCAGCAGUCUGUAUCUGAUGCCCACUUGGCAGAACUCCAGGAAAAAAUCCAGCAAACAGAGGCCACCAACAAGAUUCUUCAAGAGAAAUUGAAUGACAUGACCUGUGAACUGAAGUCAGCUCAGGAGUCCUCUCAGAAGCAGGAUGCUGCAAUUCAAAGCCUCAAGGAAACUCUGAAAAGCAGGGAAAAUGAGACAGAGGAGCUGUACCAGGUGAUUGAAGGUCAAAAUGACACAAUGGCAAAACUCCGAGAAAUGCUGCACCAGAGCCAGCUUGGACAGCUUCACAACUCCGAGGGUACUUGCCCAGCCCGGCAACAGGUGGCUCUGCUUGACCUACAGACUGCUCUGUUCUGCAGCCAGCUCGAAAUACAGAAACUCCAGAGGGUCAUACGUCAGAAAGAACGCCAGCUGGAGGAUGCCAAGCGAUGUGUGCAGUUCGUGGAGGCCACAGCCCGUGAGACAGAACAGCAGAAGGAGGCUUCUUGGAAACAUAACCAGGAAUUACGAAAAGCCUUGCAGCAGCUCCAAGGAGAAUUGCAGAGUAAAGGCCAACAGCUUCGUAUCCUGGAGGCUGAAAAAUACAAUGAGAUUAGAACCCACGAGCAGCAUAUUCAGCACCUAAACCACAGUCUGAGUCACAAGGAGCAACUGCUUCAGGAGUUUCGGGAGCUCCUACAGUAUCGAGAUAAGUCAGACAAAACCCUCGAAGCAAAUGAAAUGUUGCUUGAGAAGCUUCGGCAACGAGUACAAGAUCGAGAUGUUGCUCUAGAGCGGGCCAUAGAUGAAAAGUUCUCCACUCUAGAAGAAAAAGAAAAAGAACUGCGUCAACUCCAUCUCGCCAUGCGAGAGCGAGAUCAUGACUUAGAGAGACUGCGUGGUAUUCUCUCCUCUAACGAAGCUACCAUGCAGAGCAUGGAGAGUCUCCUGAGGGCCAAAGGCCUGGAAGUAGAACACUUAUCUGCUACCUGUCAGGACCUCCAGUGGCUGAAAGAAGAAUUGGAAACCAAAUUCAGCCAUUGGCAGAAGGAACAAGAAAGUAUCAUUCAGCAGUUACAGACAUCUCUGCAUGACAGGAACAAAGAAGUGGAGGACCUGAGCGCGACGUUGCUCUGCAAACUCGGGCCGGGACAGAGUGAGGUCGCCGAGGAGCUGUGCCAGCGCCUACAGAGAAAGGAAAGGCUGCUGCAGGAACUUCUCAGUGAUCGAAACAAACAAGCCGUGGAACAUGAACUAGAGAUUCAAGGCCUGCUUCAGUCCAUGAGCACCAGGGAGCGGGAGAGCCAAGCCUCUGCAGAGAAGAUGGUACAAGCCCUAAUGGAAAGAAAUUCAGAAUUGCAGGCCCUGCGCCAUUAUUUAGGAGGGAAAGACUUCAUGGCGUCCCAAGCACUGAUCUUGAACCAACCCACUGAAGUUACCUCCAGCAGUCCCCAUCUUGGAGAUCAGACUGAUCAAGGUUCUGUGCAUAUACCCUCCAAGGAUGAUAGCAUUUCAUUGACUGCCAAAGGGGAUGCCAGUAUAGCCAGGUCCUCAUUGGGAGACUUGGAUGCCAUGACCGGGCUGGAGAAGGAGCUGGGUACUGCCAAGGAAGAGCUCGAGCUCAUGGCUAAAAAGGAAAGAGAAAGCCGGAUGGAACUUUCUGCACUACAGUCCAUGGUGGCCGCGCAAGAGGAAGAGCUGCAGGUGCAGGCCGCCGACCUGGAGUCCCUGACCAGGAACAUACAGAUCAAAGAAGACCUCAUAAAGGACCUGCAAAUGCAACUGGUUGAUCCUGAAGACAUACCAGCUAUGGAACGCCUGACCCAGGAAGUCUUACUACUUCGGGAAAAAGUCACUGCAGUAGAAUCACGGGGUCAGGAAACUUCAGGAAAUCGAAGACAACAAUUGCUGCUGAUGCUCGAAGGGCUGGUAGAUGAACGGAGUCGGCUCAAUGAGGCUUUGCAGGCAGAGAGACAACUCUAUAGCAGUCUGGUGAAGUUCCACGCGCAUCCAGAGAGCUCUGAGAGAGACCGCACUCUGCAGGUGGAACUAGAAGGGGUCCAGGUGAUACGUGGUCGGCUAGAAGAAGUUCUUGGAAGAAGCCUGGAGCGCUUAAGCAGGCUGGAGACCCUGGCCGCCAUUGGAGAUGCAGCUGCAGGGGACGAUACAGAAGAUGCUAGCACCGAGUUCACCGACAGCAUCGAGGAGGAGGCGGCACACAACAGCCACCACCAGCUCAUCAAGGUGGCUUUGGAGAAGAGCCUGGCAGCUGCGGAGACCCAGAACAUAUGUCUUCCCCCUCCUUCCUCGACAGGAGGGGACGGUACCAGGGGUCUUCAGGAGGAAAUGCUCCACCUGAGGGCUGAGAUCCACCAGCACUUAGAGGAGAAAAGGAGAGCUGAGGGGGAACUGAAAGAGCUAAAGGCUCAAAUUGAGGAAGCAGGAUUCUCCUCUGUGGCCCACAUCAGGAACACCAUGCUCAGCCUUUGCCUCGAGAACGCAGAGCUGAAAGAGCAGAUGGGAGAAGCAAUGUCUGACGGAUGGGAGAUAGAGGAAGACAAGGAGAAGGGCGAGGUGACGGUGGAAGCUGUGGCGGCCAAAGGGGGUCUGAGUGAGAACAGCCUUCAGGCUGAGUUCAGAAAGCUCCAGGGAAAACUGAAGAAUGCCCACAACAUCAUCAGCCUCCUCAAAGAGCAGCUGGUACUGAGCAGUAAGGAUGGGAAUGGUCAACUUAGUCCAGAGCUCCUUGCACGGCUGGCCCGGGAGAUCGACAGAAUGAACACAGAGCUGGUCUGUUCUCCCGAGAAGCCACGAGGCCAAGAAGAGGAGCCCGGGACCAUGAAGCCCUGCCCCCGACCCCAGAGCCUUGACCUGGGGGCCGCACUUGCAGGGGAUGCCGAUCAACUGGAUAACCGGCCCCAGGCCCAAGCCCCUGGGCCUCAGUCAGAAGGUAGCCUUCCUGGGUCCACCAAGCACCUGCGCUCCCAGCUAGCGCAGUGCAGGCAGCGCUAUCAGGAUCUCCAGGAGAAGCUGCUGAUAUCGGAAGCCACGGUCUUUGCCCAGGCCAACCAGCUGGAGAAAUACAGAGUCAUGCUUCGUGAGUCCCUGGUGAAGCAGGACAGCAAGCAGGUGCAGGUGGACCUCCAGGAUCUGGGCUAUGAGACCUGUGGCCGAAGCGAGAAUGAGGCAGAGCGGGAGGAGAGCACAAGUCCGGAGUGUGAGGAACCCCUGCUGGACUCACCCCCGGCCAGCGCCCCUGGGAAGAAGCCCUCGGAGAGCCCUCGGGGGAAGCAGGAGUUCCAGGCGUGCGGGAAGUCGGAAGACACCUCUGUCCUCCACAAGGACAUCAGAGACCUGAAGACCCAGCUGCAGAACGCCCACAAGAUCAUUCAGAACCUCAAGAGCCGGGUGCGGUCGCUCUCGGUUACGAGCGAUUACUCGUCUAGUCUGGAGAGACCGCGAAAGCUGAAGGCCAUCGGAGCCCUGGAGGGAUCCUCCCCUCAGAGUGUCACUGACGAGGAUGAGGGGUGGCUCUCUGAUGGCACGGGGGCAUUCUAUCCCCCAGGGCUGCAGGCUAAGAAGGAUCUGGAGAGUCUGAUCCAGAGAGUGUCCCAGCUAGAGGCCCAGCUCCCGAAGACCGGGUCAGAAGGGAAGCUGGCCGAGGAGCUGAGGUCCGCCACGUGGCCUGGGAAAUACGAUUCCUUGAUUCAGGAUCAGGCCCGAGAACUAUCCUACCUGCGCCAGAAGAUAAGAGAAGGGAGAGGUAUCUGUUAUCUUCUCACCCAGCAUACAAAAGAUACGGUAAAAUCUUUUGAGGACCUUCUUAGGAGCAAUGACAUAGACUACUACCUGGGCCAAAGCUUCAGGGAGCAGCUCGCCCAGGGAAGCCAGCUGAUGGAGAGGCUUACCAGCAAACUCAGCACCAAGGAUCAUAAAAGUGAGAAAGACCAAGCAGGACUCGAACCGCUGGCUCUCAGGCUCAGCAGGGAGCUGCAGGAGAAGGAGAAGGUGAUCGAAGUCCUGCAGGCCAAGCUGGAUGCCCGGUCGCUCACGCCCUGCAGCAGCCACGCCUUGUCGGACCCCCAGCGCUCCCCCAGCACCUCCUCCUUCCUGUCGGAUGAGCUGGAGGCCUGCUCUGACAUGGACGUCGCCAGCGAGUACACACAGUAUGAAGAGAAGAAGGCUCCACCCGGUCACUCAGAUACCAUCCACCAUUCGAGUCAUUCUGCUGUACUGUCUUCUAAACCAUCAGCAGCCAGUGCACCUCAGGGGGUUAAGGCCGAACCCAGCAGCAACCCCACCAGCUUGCCAGCUCCCCAGAGCCCCCCCCAGGAGGCCAGCCAGGCCCAUCCAGGCGUCAGCACUGUCCAUCCGGUGUCUCCAGCCGCACUGCCUCAGAGCCACCAGGUAGAGGCCAGCUCUCCCCACUGUCUCCACCCUGCCCGGCCCCACUCACCUCUCAGAGGCAGCACAGAACUGGGCGGAAUCCUGGAGCCUGGCUACCUGGGCAGCGGCAGCCAGUGGGAUGUGAUGAGGCCUCAGAAAGGGAGCGGAGCGGGCGACCUGUCCUCGGGCUCCUCCGUGGGCCAGCUGACCGCCAAACCCACAGGGGCCGACCUGCUUGAGGAGCACCUCGGGGAGAUCCGGAACCUGCGCCAGCGCCUGGAGGAGUCCAUCUGCAUCAACGACCGGCUGCGGGAGCAACUGGAGCACAGGCUCAGCUGCGCGGCCCGCGGGAACGGAGCCACCUCUAGUUUCUACAGUCCCAGCCUGGAACCCACAGCUCAGCUCUACAACGAGAACAAAGUCCUUAAGGAAGAAAACCGGAGCCUUCAGGCUCAGCUGAGUCAUGUUUCCAGAGAGCACUCCCAGGAGACGGAGUGCUUGAGGGAGGCCCUGCUGUCCUCUCGGUCGCGGCUUCAAGAGCUGGAGCUGGCGCUGGAGCACCAGAAGGGGGAGCGGCAGCAGCUUUUGGUAGACUUGAAGGAGAAGCAGCAGGAGAUCUUGCAUUUCCAGGAGGAACGACUAUCCCUCCAAGAGAAAGACUCCAGGCUGCAGCACAAGCUGGCCCUCCUGCAGCAACAGUGUGAAGAGAAACAGCAGCUCUUCCAGUCCCUCCAGUCAGAGCUACAGAUCUACGAGGCACUUUACGGCAGUCCCAAGAAGGGGCUGCAAGCUUUCACCUGGGAUGCCUGUCACCAGGUCCCUUUAAACAGUGACUUGAGCCACCUGGUGGCAGAGAUCCGAGCUUUGCGGGGGCAGCUGGAGCAGAGCAUCCAGGUGAACAACUGUCUGCGGCUGCAGCUGGAACAGCAGCUGGACGGUGGGGUGAGCAAAGCCCGCCUCGGCCCCUCCCCCGCCAACCAGGAGGACCCCGGAAACAAGCAGCUGCCCUUCCAAGAUUCAGUUGCUUCCCCUCCGGUCCGAGAUGUUGGCAUGAAUUCUCCAGCUCUCGUGCCCCCUGGUUCUUCUCCUGCUGCUCCGCGCUCGGAGACUGCCGUCUUCAACAGGACAAAUGAGCUGGGUUUGGACACUUCUCCAAUAAUGAAGAACUCCCCCAAGCUAGAAGGUGAAGCCACAGACGGUUCCUUUGCCAAUAAGCAUGGCCGCCAUGUCAUUGGCCACAUUGAUGACUACAGUGCCCUCAGACAGCAAAUUGGGGAAGGAGAACUGCUGGUCAAAAAGAUAGCAGCACUCGUGAGGUCAACCUGCAUCGCCGCUGGCCUUGAAGCUCGGCGCUCAGAGGUGCCAGGUAGCAAAGGCAUCCAUGAACUUGGGAGCAGCGCCCAGGCCCUGCAGCGCACGCUGGAGGAGUCGGCCUCCCUCCUCACCAUGUUCUGGCGAGCGGCCCUGCCGAGCCCCCCCAGCCCCGUGCCGGCCAGCAUCACGGGACAGUCCAUGAAAAGGGAACUUCUGGAACUGAGAACCAAAUUGUCCGCAAAGGAGAAUCUCCUUCAGAGCACAGCUGAGCGUCUGAAGACCGCCAAUCAGCAGAAGGAGAGCAUGGAGCGGUUCAUCUUCAGCCAGUUGACCAGGACACAUGACGUGUUGAAGAAGGCAAGGACGAACUUGGAGGCCAAGUCAGGAGUCCGAGGAAAGCAAAAGAACAGUUACAAGAUGGCCUCUGUAAAGCCUUAUUCCUGUCCCAGCAAAGGUGAAGUCCCUGAGGGCUCCUCUGGGCACCCCAGUCUGGUGACCCGUGUCUUCCAGGAGCCACGCAGGAGAAGGAGCCUCCAGAAGUCAUUCAAGCAGCAGGAAGGAGGGGCCCGUCCCCCUCGGGUGCAGCUCCCAGUCUGCUAGGAGACCUGGGCCCUGUCAUCCACACCUGCUGGAGGGCCCAGAAGGAGCCAGAGGCGGUGCUGGUGGAGGAGGGUGAGAGGCACAGAGCACACACCACCGCCCGCGGGGCAGGAGCACCACCAGAGCACCAUUGGCUGGGAUGUGCCUGGCCCAGCCCUGAGCACAACAGGCAGGUGUGUCCACCCUGGGGACACGUUCCUAGACGCCACAGUGGCCUGGGACUAGCAACGGCCACUCCUCCCAUCAGAGCCUGUCCUCAGCUGGUCUCCCAGGGGACACAGGACACUGCUUCCUCCAGGGGGGACACGUGGUCACCACACAGGGCUCCACAGCAGUUCUAUACCACAUGAGUGACCGCGGUGCCCUAAGGGACAGCAGACUCAGCCGGCACUGCUCCCAGAUGCACGCUCACUCGGGGCCAGCUCAGCCAGGCCAGCGGGGCCUGGGCGGCAGUCUACACUGCAGCACCUGAGUGCUCUGAAUCCACGUGGCAAGUGCUGGCUUCCCCCAUGCCAUAUCCCACUUAGCCUGGCACCUCCCAUUUCCAUGUAUGGUCUCCAAGGUGUGGCGACGCCCUCACCCUAAUCACACUGUCCCCUUUCACUAACUCCUCUCCGGGGACCUGGGACUUGUGGGCAGAACGACCCACUGAAAGUCCUUUGUAAGACAACGCAGUGACCGUAGUUAAGUGGCACCUGAGAGGCCCCCGCUGUGGGACAGCCUCGUCUGUGUCAUCGCGGUGCUUUGGAACGCAUGUCCGUGUGUAUAAAUGUACCAUAGGUGCUUCUCUAUGUUGCUAGAGCGAGAUGUUUGGGGCCACACACCUGGGGUCAGGGGCCGUCAGAGGAGAUGAAACACAGUCUUUGGUGGCUAUGAACGUAAACGUGUAUAAAGAAAUAAAACAUUUAUCCUCA